AUGUUGUCGCAUCAGUACCAAUGUGCCCACCGUAGGGUGCCAUUGUCUUCGACGGAGAUUAUAGUGUCUUGCCUGCUCGUGGCUGGCUCGCUGGAUGUUAUUUUUCACUAUCGCGAAUACAUCCUUGAGUCGCGCUGUUUUCUGGAGCGCGGUGUCUGGCGGGCUUCCUGUGCCAGGUGUAACUUCAUCAUACAGGGCUCCAGAGUAAGCAUCAAGGGCAUCCUUCCGGAUACCUCGGGACUAGAAGCUGUCAAGCAAUUAAAACCCCCCAUUAAUCUACAGCAGCUGGAUGCUUUCAUGGGAAAAGUUAACUACUACUGCAAUUUCAUCCCCAAUUUUUCUCAGCUAGCGUCUCCGCUCAAUCAGCUUCGAAGGAAGAACGUAGUCUUCAAAUUCGGUCGGAGUCAGCAGCAGGCUUUUACAGCUUUAAAAGCACACAUUCUCAACGCUACAGAACUAGCACAUUUCAACGAGCAUCUACCGCUUGUUCUAGCCACCGAUGCAUCUUCAUAUGGCAUUGGUGCGGUCUUGUCACACACUCAAGCAGAUGGUUCGAUACAGCCAAAUAGAAAAGGAAGCACUUUCGAUUGUAUUUGGGGUAAAGAAAUUCCAUCAGUACCUUUACGGCAGAAAGUUUAUUCUCAUUACGGAUCACAAGCCAUUGGUCACGAUAUUCAACCCAAGCAAGCAUCUGCCUACGAUGACUUCGAACAGGCUUCAACGUUGGGCUAUAAUCUUGAUGGCAUACAACUUUGAAAUAAGGUAUCGCAGCACCACAGCUCAUGGAAAUGCA
Drosophila obscura is the source of this 793-nucleotide messenger RNA. RefSeq lists its product as uncharacterized. Lineage: Eukaryota; Metazoa; Arthropoda; Insecta; Diptera; Drosophilidae. The transcript has 3 exons. The record is from RefSeq and is a predicted model, not a curated record. The coding region runs from base 1 to 756 and encodes 251 amino acids.